AUGUGUCCAGGACCCCGAAGAUCGGACCCUGUGAUGUUUUGCACUACGACGAAAGACAGCUUUGAGGUCAGCCCAUCUUUGAUGGCGUUUGCGAUGCUGUCAUCGGCGGGACGGGGAGACGGGACCGAGGGGACGUCGGCUCCUUUACGGCCUGGCCCUUUGUUCGGAGUUAGUGAAAGGAUUAAAAAGGCCAUGUGUUUGUGGAAGGCUGAGACGUCGUCAAGCAAUGACGACAAUGGGCCGCGGAGGCGAUUUGUUUACCGUCUGUUUGGUCGCACAAGGACACAUCGCGAAGGUGAGGUCGGCUCUGGCGUCACUUGCUGGGUUAAGCUUAUCCAUGAUCGCAACAUGGGCCAAUGAGUGCUCAAGGUUCCUGCACCGAGAGCCGGACAGGGGCUUGCGCUUCUCCUCCGGCAAUCCUUCGUUCGAGACCAUUCAAUGCCCCACUCGGUCCUUUCCUCGCUGGGAACCUGGAGGGCAGGAAGAGUAAAGCCAAGAAGCGUACACAGUAGAUGGAAGUAACCGAGUAUUGCGCAAAAGGAACAACAACC
Neurospora hispaniola is the source of this 551-nucleotide messenger RNA. RefSeq lists its product as uncharacterized. The record is from RefSeq and is a predicted model, not a curated record. The transcript is spliced from 3 exons. The coding region runs from base 1 to 360 and encodes 119 amino acids. Lineage: Eukaryota; Fungi; Ascomycota; Sordariomycetes; Sordariales; Sordariaceae.